Fusarium odoratissimum NRRL 54006 is the source of this 3465-nucleotide messenger RNA. RefSeq lists its product as uncharacterized. Bases 1120 to 2841 code for a protein of 573 amino acids. Gene Ontology annotation, molecular function: DNA-binding transcription factor activity, RNA polymerase II-specific; zinc ion binding. The record is from RefSeq and is a predicted model, not a curated record. Lineage: Eukaryota; Fungi; Ascomycota; Sordariomycetes; Hypocreales; Nectriaceae. Gene Ontology annotation, biological process: regulation of DNA-templated transcription. The transcript is spliced from 3 exons.
CGACAAGACGUUCAAUCAAUUGGGCUUAUUUGACCAGACCUGGCAAUUCGGUUUACACGCUUAUAACGGCAAAUACCGAUAUUGUUUGCUACCUUCUGACAGUUCAAGCGGGGCCGUGACGAUCCAUCCUCGUGCAUCGCGUCGUCGCAUUGCAUUGCCUUGCCUUGCAUUGCAUCCAGCCAAUUUGUCUGGAUCCUUUUUCUUGCCAUGUUUUCUCUCCUCCAACGGCGUCGCUAAAAAAAGCAAUUCUUCCGCCCUCUGGCCGCAUCUACUGUACUGUACUAUCGUCAUCUGUCACUUAUCACCUCGUUUGUCACUCACUCGCAUUGACAACCUGAGCCAAGCUUGCAAACUCAGAUUGUCUCAUCGCUUGUCAUCACGUUGACCCCCUUGUCCUCCCCUCCAUCUCGUCGUCGACGUUCCACCGCCAACCUGCUGUCGUCUGUUUAGCCCCCCGCUGUGUAAGGCGAAGCAAACAUAUCCAUCGUCCUCACUCGUCUCGGAUACGACUUCUCAGACACCUUUGCCUCUUUUUUUUUUUUUUUUCUUUCCCUUUCUUUGCCUGGAACCUCUUGUUGCUUUUUCUUGCCCGUCCGCCAUCAUCGUCCCCUGUCAUACCCUGGCAUAUACACGUACAUACCAAGACGAACUCUUUAACACCAGAACCACCGACAGCUCGGAAUCUUUGCCACCAGCUAGCCAGUGUUUGCAUUAAAUUGAUCCUUCAUCUCUGAGAGCUGCACUCUUACUCUCUCUUGGUUGUUUGGUUGUCUCAAACUUCCUAGGUGUUGACCAUCUCGAAGCAGAGCAUCACCAUCUACUAGACUUUCAUCCACUCUUCCAAAAGACUGAACUGUUCAUAUUGGAUCUGUCACAUUAAGUAACCAGCUACGGCCCUCGCUCUCUUUCAUCUCCAUAUGCAACCUCGCGUCUUCGUACGCCCUAUCCCGCGGUUCUCGUUUACUCUGUCCUCCCAGGAGGCCGUUGGACAGUCAGCUGUUGGACAAUAAUCCUCCCCCAUCUUCUUUCCACUUCUGUCAAUAUCCCCUGUUGGGAAUUUCGACAUAACGUCGUGAUCGGAUCGUCGGACUUGGGAUUCAUCAAGAAACACGGUCAAUCAUGGUCUACUGCGGCAAGCCCUCUAGGGGUUGCCAGAUGUGCAGAGCCCGAAGAAUCAAGUGCGAUGAAACGAAGCCAACCUGUAAUCAAUGCGCCAAAUCCAGGCGACAGUGUCCUGGCUACAAAGAUGAAUUCGAUCUCGUCUUCCGCAAUGAGACGCAGGCAACUGAACGAAGAGCUCGCAAGGCCAGCAAGAAAGCCACGGCGUUGAAGCAGGGUAAACCUUCACAGGCUGUAGCUAUUCACAAACCAACACCCGAUCAGUCUAUUAUAUCGACUCUCCAACUUCCGGUGGACCAGCAGGCAACAUGUCACUUUCUAUCGAACUUCGUUCUGCUACCUUCUCACGAUAACACGCGGGGAUGGAUGGAAUUCGUUGUGCCUCUCCUUAAAAGCGAGAAGCAAGCGUCCCAUUUCAAGCUAGCGUUUGAUGCAUGUGCGAUGGCAUCUCUGGGGAACCGUGUCGGUUCAGGUUGCAAUUUUGAGAACAAAGCUUUAGGAUGUUAUACGAAAGCACUUUCCGCCACAUUCAGCGCUCUGAAGGAUCCCGUUUUAUCCAAGGAGGACUCAACUUUGGCAGCUGUGCUGCUUUUGGGACUUUUUGAGAACAUCACCGCAAAGCAAUUGGGAAUGCUCGCUUGGGGAUCUCAUAUUGAAGGAGCUAUUCAACUAGUUAAGUCGAGAGAUAGGAAGCAGAUGCGAACGAAAACAGGCCUGGCUCUUUUUGUAGCCACAAGAACGCAAAUGAUCAUCCACACUUUGACCACAGGCACACCCCCGGCUAUGGGAGUGGAAUGGUGGAUUACGGACAGCUACAAGAAUCGGUACGGAGCCGAGUGUCAGCGACUUAACAUCCGUACAGCAGAGCUCAGGGCUGAGUCCAAUCGCUUGAUGGCGUCCCUGGCCCGUAGCCCCGAGAACAUUGAGCUGCUUCUGGAUAUUAUUCGUCGAUGUCAGACUCUCGAUCAGCAACAUGUGGCCUGGGCGAACCAGUUGCCCGAGUACUUUCAUUACAAAGCUGUGGCUUGGGAGGACAAUGUUCCCAGUGAAAACUACGGCAUGGCUGAGGUUUUCCCAGGACGAAUAGACGCAUAUCAGGAUCUCUGGGUUGUCAGCGUAUGGAACUUGAUGCGUUGCUCUCGCAUCAUUCUCGCAUCACUGAUUGUCCGCUGUGCUGCAUGGGUUUGCGCCCCGGUCGAUUACCGAACAACCCCCGAAUACGCAACAGCCGCGAGAACGUGUGUUGAUACCAUCACGGAUAUCAUUUCCUCGGUACCCUACCAGCUAGGCUGGUUUUCCAGUCGCAGGGAGCUGCUUGAGCGUGCUAACCUGUCCGCGUUUGGCUGUGGAGAGGAAGAUGCCCUAAAAGGUCUGCCAGGAUACUUCCUGACUUGGCCCCUGACUUGUGUCCAGGGUCAGGAUUAUACAACUGAUGCACAGAGAGCAUGGGUCAAAGGUCGACUUGAGUUUAUUGGCAAUCAUCUUGGUGUUAGGUACGCCAAUGUGCUUAAACAAGUGAGUAUCCUCUUGAAUCCCUGGAGCUAUUUGCCUCCGCUUGAUUUUUCCUUUCUUGUUCUUCUUUGUUCGUCUUCUUUUCCUUUUUCAGCAUUUAUCUAUCCCCACAUUUGUUGCUUUUUCUGGUAUUCACUUCAGGGUCAACUGACACUUCUCCACAGCUCAAUGUUCGUGUUCCGUCAAUGCUCAUCCGCAGGGAUGGCUUGAUGGCUAGCCCGUACCCUGCCUCGUACAACUUUGAAAAGCUCUUAUCGUCCAAGACGGCACCAGCUAUGGCAGGAUAUUCUCUGAACCCAAUACAACAGCAUGAAGCUAUGCAGAAGGAGAGAGCUGAGAAACAGAAAACUGAGCUGCUGAGUAAAGCCAGGGGGUCCUUACCAAAUAACGAGAGGGUGGCCGACGGCCUGUUGCAAUUUCAGAGUUGAUUAUGGGAUACCGGAGAUAUAAUUCUAAAGGAUUUUGAAAACAUCUCAUCUCCAAAUAUGCCAUAUAGACGUUGCAAAGGUUCUGGAUAACCUAUCAAAUAGAGGAUGACCGGUCCUGAAUAACCGUGGUCGAGUUUUAGUCUAUAAGUUGGCAUUGAACAUGCCAUUAUUGGACUGGAUACCAGGCGUUCAAAAAUUACCAUGAAUUUGUUUGAUCCAAGCUCGAUUGUGCAAUUGCAGAUCCGAUACUCGAAACGAAAGUGUAGGGGUUUGGUCGGUGCUCCUUUGGAUACCUCAUGUUAGACGAGUGGAUAUCCAUAGAUAGUUUCAUGGGGUAUUAUGGUUGGGAAGGUUGCGAUCACAGAAACGUUUUCAAGUGCAAUGUGUUGUAUUAUAGAGCAAUUUU